AUGGAGCAAUGGAUGCAACUCCAAGACUUCUGGGACGGGUUAAACCCAUCAUCAAGAAGAUUGCUGAAUAGUGCGGUUGUAGGUCCUCUGAUGAAGAAAACUCCAGAAGAGAUUGUCACAUUUCUGAAUGAACUAUCUGAAGACACAGAACACAGGUCCACUGACCAAGAGGAUCGAAGAAGAUCAGUAGGGGUGCACCAAGUAGAAUCGUCUGUAGCAAUGCAGGCCCAAAUUGCAGCACUGGCUAAGGACAUCAAGCAAUUGAUAAUAGCUCAGAUAGCAGAAGAACAGAAAAUUGGUAAAUCUCUGCCUAAGGAGGAUAUUAGUAGCAAGGAGGUUGAUAAGCAGAAAUUAAGCAGCACAGUUGAGGAAAGCAAGCACAUGCUAUUGUUACCGUUUCCUCAAAAGAUGAAGCGGGAGAAACUAGACAAAUGCUUUGUAAAAUUCUUGGAUAUGCUGAAAUAUCUGUAUGUAAACAUCCCAUUCACCGAGGUGCUCACCCAGAUGCCAGCCUAUGCAAAAUUCUUAAAGAAACUACUUUCAAGUAAAAGGAAGCUCGAGGAAAUGAAAGUGGUCAAACUCAAUGGCCACUGUAGUGCCAUUCUACAAAAUAAAAUCUCUAAAAAAUGUGGGGAUCUUGGAAGCAUCACUAUACCCUGCUCAUUGGGGAGAGAAAAUUUUGACAAGGCUCUGUGCGAUUCAGGUGCAUCCAUUAAAUUGAUUCCAUUAUCGGUGUUCAAGAAAUUGGAAGGAGAAUUAGGAGUGAUCAAAUCUGUGUCGGCGUCUUUGCAACUGGCUGAUCAGACCAUGAUCAUACCGGAGGGCAUACUUGAGGACAUUAUGGUGAGGGUGAACAAAUUUAUCUUCCCAGUAGACUUCAUCAUAGUAGACAUGGAAGUGAAUAAGCAGGUACCUUUAAUCCUGGGAAGACCAUUCAUUUCCACUGGCCGGGCUACUCUUGAUAUAUAUGAAGGGAAACUCAUGCUUGGGGUGGGAUACAAAAAAGUAGUGUUUCAAAUGAAGAGAAUGAUGAAAUACCCAUGUGAUGAGGCAUCUGCCUAUGCUUGUCUCAAACUGGAUGUGGUGGGAGAGUUAGAUGAACAACACAAGUUGGAUAAGCUGGUAGGUGAUUCAUUAGAGAGAUGCAUUAGUCAGUCAAGCACAACAGAGGAUAAAGAUCCUGAGAUCAAGAAGGAAGUUGAGGCACUGGAAGAUGAGAACCAGGUGGUAGGUGAAGAAGAAUUCGAGAAAGAAAUGAUCAAGCCGAAGCUGGAAUUGAAAGAACACAUGCUUGUAGAGUUACUACAGAAGCAUAAAAAGGCAAUCGGUUGGAGUAUAGCCGAUAUUUAG
Messenger RNA from Nicotiana tabacum (common tobacco), 1350 nucleotides. NCBI's taxonomy places the organism in Eukaryota, Viridiplantae, Streptophyta, Magnoliopsida, Solanales, Solanaceae. The record is from RefSeq and is a predicted model, not a curated record.